Molecule: messenger RNA, 2495 nt
Organism: Ceraceosorus bombacis
Lineage: Eukaryota; Fungi; Basidiomycota; Exobasidiomycetes; Ceraceosorales; Ceraceosoraceae
Source: the annotation of a GenBank genome assembly
AUGGAGGCAAUCAAGCUGCAGCGCAAGUAUCCCCAAUUGUACGUUAGAUGGCACGCGGAUGGCGGGCAGUCCUGACCUGUUUUGUAGCGCUGACCGCUUUGCAUGUAUUCUUCCACAUUGAUGUUCCGUGCGCCGCGCAGCUCCCAGGAGGAGAUGAUGGGUCUCAUCUCUCGAUUCAGGGCUAUCGACGUCGAGGAGAAGGGUAGCGUUCCAAAGCAGGACGUGAUGAAAGCCAUCGCAGAUGCUGGAGAGGCGAGCUAUGAUCAAGCGAGAGAAACUCUGAAAGAGGUGGACGUCGAUUCGAGCGGUAGGGUCGAGCUGGACGACUACGUCGAUGUGAGUGCUGAGCCUUUGCACGCACGGCAUUUUCAGCUCCUCUCUUGCCUUCGCCGUGUCUACUGACCCUGCUACUGUGCUUCUCCGACAGCUACUUGCCAAGCUGCGUGCUGGAAGGAAUGUGGGUGCAGGUGCAGUCACUAAGGGCAAGGUGUUUGUCAAGGGAUCCAAUGCGAGCGUCCAGCACACCAUCAACGAAGACGAGCGAACGGAGUUCACGCGGCACAUCAACUCGGUGAGUGUUGCGUAGCCCAGGCUGAUAAGGCGGAAGAACAGGGGAGGCGAGCUUGCUGCGAAGACAGAGCUUGAGCUUGAGCUUGCAGCGAAUUGCGUAUGCGCUUGGUGCCAGGAGUUUGCGAGAGCGACGCUGACUCGUUUGAGUAUGCCUGCCCUAGUCACUCGCCGGGGAUGCUGUCGUAGGCAAUCGUCUUCCUAUCCCCACAGACACCUUUCAACUCUUCGAUGAUGCCAAAGGUGAGCUUGCUCCGCCUCCGGAGCUUGGGCUUUUCCCAUACCAAUUCAUCUCCUUCGACCUCCUGCCCCUUCACAGACGGUCUGAUACUGUGCAAGCUCAUCAAUGAUGCCGUGCCCGAGACGAUCGACGAGCGUGUUUUGAACACUGGCAAGGCUGGCAAGGGACCCAACGCUUUCCAAAUGACCGAGAACAACAACAUCGUCAUCACUUCCGCCAAAGCUAUCGGCUGCAGCGUGGUCAAUGUUGGGGCUCAGGAUAUCAUUGACGGGAGAGAGCAUCUGAUCAUGGGUCUGAUCUGGCAAAUCAUCCGUAGAGGUCUACUGAGUAAGAUCGACUUGAAGAAUCACCCGGAACUGUACCGUUUGCUUGAUGACGGCGAGAGUCUGGAGGACUUUCUCCGGUUGCCGCCAGAUCAGAUCCUGCUGCGCUGGUUCAACUACCACCUCAAAGCAGCGAAUUGGCACAGAAGGCGAGUCGAACUUGUAGCCCAGACUUCAUAGCCCCGACACUAAUCUGCAAUCCCGCGUUGCGAGCAGAGUCGGCAAUUUUAGCAAGGACGUCAGCGAUGGAGAGAACUACACUGUCCUGUUGUCUCAACUCAAGCCGGAUGUCUGUGAUCGCGCCCCAUUGCAGCAGAAGGACCUAUUGCAAAGGGCUGAGCUUGUGAGUACAUAGUCAAGCUCAUACAUUCUGCAUCGAUCCUAACAAUUUAGCGAUCCCGCAAAUACAGGUACUGCAACGCGCCGAUGCUAUUGGCUGCCGGAAGUAUCUGACCCCGGGCUCCAUGGUAGCGGGCAAUCCGAAGCUCAAUCUAGCGUUCGUGGCGGUGCUCUUCAAUACUUGGCCAUGCUUGGAAGCUUUGGAGGCCCCUCCGCCUAUCGAGAUUGAAGACUUUGACGCCGAAGGCGAACGCGAAGCUCGUGUCUUCACCUUGUGGCUCAACAGUCUGGACGUUGACCCGGGCGUCUACAAUCUGUUCGAAGAUUUGCGCGAUGGCAGCGUCAUUCUACAAGCGUUCGAUAAAGUGUUGCCCGGGAGCGUGCAGUGGAGGCGCGUAUCAAAGCCCAAGGAGGGCCAGGAGCUUAGCCGCUUCAAAGCUGUCGAGAACACAAAUUACGCGGUCGACCUCGCCAAAGCAAGCAACAUGCACAUCGUCGGCAUCCAGGGAGCUGACAUUGUCGAUGGAACGAAGACGUUGACGCUGGGACUCGUCUGGCAGCUCAUGCGCCUCAACAUCACCAAGACGCUCUCGAGCUUGGGCAAGGGAGGACGAGGGGUGAGCGACUCUGACAUGGUUGCCUGGGCAAACAACGUCGUCAAGUCCUCUGGCAAGUCGAGCACCAUCAGGAGUUUCAAAGACCCUAGUCUCAGGUCGGCACACUUCCUUCUCGACCUGCUCGACGGCUUAAGGAAAGGCAUCGUCGAUUCGUCUCUCGUGACACCUGGUAGGACGGAAGAAGAGCAGAGACUCAACGCCAAGCUCGCCAUCUCGAUUGCACGCAAGCUAGGUGCGCUCAUCUUCCUCGUCCCAGAAGAUAUUGUGGAGCUUCGUCAGCGCCUGAUUCUCACGUUUGUCGGCAGCCUGAGUGAGUGAUCAUGAACCUGCUGCGCAAUGACGCGUAAUCCAUCAGCUCUGACAAUGCUCCUACAUCGCAAACCGAUUGCAGUGGCCAUCCAGGCUUGA